This is a messenger RNA of Octopus bimaculoides (California two-spot octopus), 1501 nucleotides long. RefSeq lists its product as uncharacterized. Lineage: Eukaryota; Metazoa; Mollusca; Cephalopoda; Octopoda; Octopodidae. The record is from RefSeq and is a predicted model, not a curated record. Gene Ontology annotation, molecular function: protein binding. Gene Ontology annotation, biological process: signal transduction.
ACACAACUUCGUCGAACUCUCGCUGUCUAAAGGAAGUAACUCUACUUCAGUUCCUUGUUGCCUGCGCUUGAACGAACACUCUUGGAACAGUUUUGUUCAUUAAUUACAGAUCUUACUUUUACGCGGAAGAAAAUAUAUUCUAUUUUUCUAACGAUCACUUUUUUGUUUAUCCGAGUCAACUUAUUUUAAAAUUUAACAGGUUUAAGAAAUCAUGGAAAUCCCUGAGGAGAUUGCUGAUAGGCUGGAGAAAGAAGUCAAUGCUAAACACUUGCUGAGCGAACUAAAAGGUUUAACUGACAUAGCUCGUGAGAUAGAACGCGAAAUUGAUAGACACGGCAUUAAUUUGGGCAUGAAGGAAAUUAUAAGACACUUUCCUAGAUUUGACAAUUGGGAUUAUUAUUUGGUGAAAGCAUUGAAAUCUAGAGCCAUACAGAAGAAAGCUAUUGCUGAGGAAUUGAGCCAAUGGAUUUGUAGAAAGAAAAAAUUUCACUGUUCGCUCAUUCAUUUUGAAUACUUCUCAUGCCUAGACGAGUUAAAUGAUGCUGAUUUGAAUCCAAACUGGAAGGAUUUGGCUCAUAAAUUGAAGCUCAAAACAGAAGACAUAAACAAAAUAGAAAAGAAUCAGAGGCUGGAAAAGAAUUUUAUGUACUAUGUAAUAGAAAAAUUAGGAGAGAAAAGCCUUGACAACUUGUUGUUAGCAUUGAAAGAGCUCAGACUAACUAGAAUGUGUGAUGAAAUUGAAGAAAGGGUUGAAUUCAGACAACACCCACAACAGAAUCAUCAAGCUCAGCCAUUUGAACCACCAACAGGGACAGCUUAUUCAUAUGAUAGUUAUUUUCAAGAAAACAAACUGAAGGAGGAAGAGAAAAAAGGAGUUAGUAGUAAAUUAAACUCAAGUUUAACUCAUGAUAAACAUCCAAUUGAGUGUACAUCGCUAAAAUCUGAAUCUAGGCCUUUAAAUCCGAUUACAGACCAAGAAAAUAAACUAAAGAAGUUUAAUAAUGCGGAAAAGAAUGAAAAUACCAUUGAAAGUCACUCUAGCCCAGAGGACAAUACUAGUGUGAAAGCAACAGCAAUAUACUCCUGUUCAGGAUAUGAUGAACAACAGAUAGAAUCUGACUCUAUUGACUCUCAGGAUGAAGAGAAUAACCUCAAUAUAGAUGAGAGAAAUUUAGAUGCUUCAGCAGCUGAAGAGAUGCCAGAUGUGGCACCACCCAAUAAUGAUCGUACGAAUGAGAGGAUCAAUUCUGAGAAUGGUGACGUUGCAGAUAUUAAAAUUUGUGUAAUAAUUUUUUUGGGGAUCUGUAUUACUGGAAUGUUCUUAGUACGCAAAUAUUUUAAACAUUAACUUUGAUCCAAGGAAAGCCUAUGGAAACUAAAAGGAUUGUCCCAAGUUACAACAAAGCGUCCACAUAUACAUGCAUGCACACACGUAUAAUAUAUAAGUAUUUACAUAUAAAUCAUAACAAAAUGUGUAUAUAUAUAUAUAUAUAUAUAUAUA